AUGGAAAAAGCGUGUGGUUUGUAUCCAUGUCGAUCAAGAAGACUGCCGUGCAAAGGACGACUACUUUUGCCGUGUGAUUUAAUGAAGAAACUGCAAUUCGGUUCUGUUCCUAGCCAUAAUGUCUUUCUUAGAGAUUCAGCAUUACCGUUUAUGGAAUGGGAUGGUGAAAAUUCUCGUCUACUGAAAGAAUACAAGACAAGUACUAGUCAUCGUCAGACUCGUAGCGCCCACGAUGAGUUGUCACAAACAACUCUUUGUGAAAAUGCGUUCCCUUAUUCGCCAGAGGCCUUAAGGCUUAGGCUUAAGGCAAAACGUUGUGGUUUGUUCGUUCAGGAAAAGAGUUAA
Anisakis simplex (herring worm) is the source of this 345-nucleotide messenger RNA. The record is from the annotation of a GenBank genome assembly. Lineage: Eukaryota; Metazoa; Nematoda; Chromadorea; Rhabditida; Anisakidae.